AUGGUCGUUGCUCCUCUCGUUCGAUCAGGCCGUCUCGCAUCUCGUGCGCUUCGUGCUGCAGCUACGUCAUCUUCCUUUGCCUCUUCGUCGAGCAGCCGCAGGAAUCUGCACACCUGUCCACCAACACCCGAGGUCCUCUCCGAGGGAUGUUCACCCUUCCUCACCGGCUCUACAGUCAAGCAAAUCUCGCAGGAGUGGCAAGGAGGCCUGCUCGAGCUUCUCAACCAAGAAGUUCGCGAUACCGAGUUCGCCUCGUCGUCCAUCGUAGAGACCGUUGUCGGUCUCUCGCAGAACAGGGAAAAGAUCCUCGCGUUCAACUACGCCUCGCAAGCACUGAACAACAGCUUCUUCUUAUCCACCUUGGCACCCCAGGACCGACUGCGCAACCCAACCCCAUUGCCUAAACUCGCUACCGCCAUCUCCAAGAGCUUUGGCAGCUUUCCUGAAAUGUGCCUCGCUUUCUCCUCCGCUGCUUACGGCAUGAGCGGCAGUGGUUGGGUCUGGCUCGUUACCGAUCAACACAGAAACCUGGGCGUCGUCCCCACGUUCGGCUCCGGUACCAUCAUCGUCCAAAACCGCAUGCAGCAGGGUAAACACUUCCUCCUCCCCAGCAUCAAUGACCAAUCCUCCGGCGGCUCCACAGACACUCGAAAGCCUGCAUCCACACCUUUGGAACGUCCAUCCCGCCCUUCCGACUCACUCUUCAGCGGCCUCGGAAUCUCGGACAAGGUCGGCAAGGAUCUCUACCCUCUCCUCAAUAUCAGCGUCCACGAACACGCCUGGUUGAACGACUACGGUAUCAUGGGCAAGGAGGAGUACCUCACCCGCUUCUGGAACUGCGUCAACUGGGACAAGGUCGAGGAGCGCUUUGAGUCUUACUGCCCUCAGUCCUCGCGAUACUAA
Messenger RNA from Sporisorium graminicola, 903 nucleotides. RefSeq lists its product as uncharacterized. Gene Ontology annotation, biological process: superoxide metabolic process. The record is from RefSeq and is a predicted model, not a curated record. The transcript has a single exon. NCBI's taxonomy places the organism in Eukaryota, Fungi, Basidiomycota, Ustilaginomycetes, Ustilaginales, Ustilaginaceae. Gene Ontology annotation, molecular function: superoxide dismutase activity; metal ion binding. The coding region runs from base 1 to 903 and encodes 300 amino acids.